Formica exsecta is the source of this 9727-nucleotide messenger RNA. Its product is annotated as E3 SUMO-protein ligase RanBP2. Gene Ontology annotation, cellular component: cytoplasm; nuclear pore. Gene Ontology annotation, molecular function: GTPase activator activity; protein binding. The record is from RefSeq and is a predicted model, not a curated record. Gene Ontology annotation, biological process: intracellular transport. NCBI's taxonomy places the organism in Eukaryota, Metazoa, Arthropoda, Insecta, Hymenoptera, Formicidae. The transcript has 14 exons. Bases 153 to 8936 code for a protein of 2927 amino acids.
AAGACGUGCGUUGCAAACGAAUUCGCGUGUGAUGACCGCUGUGGAUGGAGUGUACAAAUAGCCGAACGAACAAGAAUAGUGCUGAUCGUUAAUAUUGUGACGAAAAAGUGAAGGCGCGUGAACCGGCCGGCGGUACCCAGCCAGCUAACAGCAUGUUUCGCUCGAAGAAGGAUGUCGAUCGUCAUGUCCAAAAUGUCUUCAGCAAACUACGGAACGAGAAUGAGAAAGAUCUUCGUUGUUACAAUGUUGCCAAACUGUAUUAUCAAGUGGGUGAUUAUGAAUCCACAAAAAGAUAUGUAUCCAAUUAUUUAGAAGUACGAGAUGGUUCAGCUAGUGCACAUAAGUUGUUGGGUCAGGCGUAUGAAGCUCUUGGCCAAAAGGAAGCAGCUUUAAACGAGUACAAAAUUUCUCUUGAACUUGAAGGCAGACAAGAUGAUCUUGUCCUAAAAGUAUGUGAAUUAUUGGCUGACAUGGAUAUAGGAAUGGAUGUCAAUAAAGUAGAAUAUUGGAUAGAUAGAGCUGAUAGACAAUUUCCACAUCAUCCAGUAGUUUUUCAAUUAAAAGAGAAAUUGUUGACUAUAAAGAGACCAAACAAUAACAGUGAAGAUUUCGAGAAACUUAUCAGAUCUGAAAUGAUUGCAAGACCAAAUGAUGUCCAGCUUCCCUUCAAAUUGUUAAAUCAUUAUAUAUCAGAGCGCAAAUUUAUUAAAGCUUAUGAAUAUGCUGCCAGUGUGGAGGCUGAUAUUCGUCAUAGAAACAGUAUUGUGUGGUAUCAAAUACUAUACGAGUUAUUAACAAAAUGUAAAGACACUAAAUCUUCUGAUUGGUCCUUCUGGUUUUUCUAUAUAUCUGUAUCGGAUAGAUAUGCAGCAUUGUGUCUCAAGGAACAAGGCAAUGAAAUAAAGAAAAGCAUUUCAGAAGCAACACAAGCGGUAUUCAAUUUUGACCAAAACCUGUAUGAGAUGGAGCUAGAAAACUUUUCUAAACAGCACCCCUUUAUGGAGCACUUGCUUACGCACAUGUGGGGUCAAUUGCACUUCCAUUUGGCAUGUUUAUUACUGCGCAAAACGAAACGCGAACAAGGUAGCUGGAGCGAAGCGGGAAGACUAUGUGCGCCUUUAUUAUUAAUUGCUUUACAUAUGACUCCGCUGGAAACCCGUAUAGGCAUACAUCUAGAGGAUGACGCAUCUAAGAAUCAAUUAAAUAUAUGGAUCAAAGAGGCUGCAUAUCGAUGCUGUCAAGCUGGUUACAUUCUUCAAAAUUAUGCCAGGGAUGAUACAAAGAAACUGUUGGAUAGAACUGAUAAAUUUUGCACGGGACUCUGGAGAGAGCGUAUCUAUCAGAGAAUUUUCGUAACCAGAAUACAUCUCGAACAUAUGCAGAGUUCAUUUUUUUGCAAUUAUUCAGUUUCUGAUCCACCUCUACGUUUUUGCACUGCAAGUCAACUAAGACAUUACAAUCAAAUUGCACAAGAAGUGUGGCCUGCUUCUUUACAUCAUCACAUCUGGUUUGGGAUGGAGAAUCGACCUCAGCAUAAAGACGCUCCUUAUCCAGAUCAAUACUCGCGUGUAUUUCCAACGUUGCAGUUUUCGGUAUUCAAUAUAAACCAGGCAGCACCUGAUACACUAUGUCUCCUCGAUAUCGACGCAUUUCUUAACGCAGCGAUACUCUGUUCGUCCGCCGUUCUGGAGGAACAACAACUCGGUAGCUUCAUCAAUCCCGAAAGACUACCGACACUGCCGGUCGAUUUGACCGCGACUCUAUCUACCAUCAAUCAAGAAAAAUGGUGGUCCGCGGCAUAUAAAAUGUGCUCUAAACGACAAGACGUAGAUAGCGAUAUCGGCGAACUGCGGCAGGAGUUGCAGCAAGGUUUGGAAGUCGUUCGCUGCAUCGGCAAUCACGGUAUGCAUCCAGUAUUGUUGGUGCAUCUGGCGCGCAUGUUCCAUUAUCGCGCGAAGGUAACGAAAGAGAAAGAUGCAGAGAACGCCUACAUUCCUAGAUGGGAGACACGUUCCGAGCUGUAUUGGACCGCCGCUAUACCGCUGUUGGAGAGACUGCAGAAUAAUCAAACUUUACGUAUGUCAUCAUCAAAGUUAUUUAACUAUCAGGGCAAGGAGAUGAAUAACUUCGAGUUGACAAACGCCCUUGAAGAAGGCAAGUUGUUGUUAGCGCAGCGGCUCGUACGCGACAAGCAGUAUGAGCAGGCAAUUGACGACCUUCAGGCGUUGAAAUGCCCGGAGGCGUCGUUCCAGCAAGCGCAAAUCUACAAAAUGUUCGCAGAUGAGAUAGUAAAUUCCACGCCUCGCGAGAGUCUGACAUCAGAGAUGCGAUCGCAGCACGUCAUAAUGUUGACGAAAGCAAGAAACUGCUUCUACCUCACGUUGGACCGGCUUCGUAGUCCCGGCACGAAUCCCAAGCACCCGCUGAAUGCCGAACUUGGUACUCAUAUUACUGACAUCGAGAACGAAUUAAAAAGGAUAGAUCCGGAUCUUGGCAGAGGCGAUUUGAGUAGAAAUGACAUCGAUAAUAUAUCCGAUGAGAGUUAUUCGCCCACUCACAGCGCCGUAGAUCAUGCAGUCACAAAUCCGACAUUGCUGAAUACAUUAACUGGUAAUAAUUCAAAUAUGCUGAGCACUCCUCAAAGGAAUGCUCAUCGCACGCCGCGUCAUGCCAGCACGCCAUGUAGACUGCAAUAUCAGGAUUACUUGAAUCUAUCGAAGAAUCGUACGGAAGCGCGUCCAAGUCCGGAGCGUCUCGAUGCCCAGAUACGUCAAAUCAUGCAAUCCCGGGACAAUGAGAUGCAGGAGCUGAUGGAACAGAUGAAGAACAUGACGACGCAGAUAAAAACGUUAAAUGAGAAAGUGGAUACUUUGACGAAGGAGGUUGUGGAAUCACGUAAAGAGAAUCAGAAACAACAGCAGCAGCAGCAGCGCGUACAACAGCAACAGAACGUCAAUCCUGCCGUCGAACCCGACGAUUUCUACGUCCUUGACGACGACGAGUACGCCGAUUUGAGCUACCAGAAUCAACCAACCGGACCGGCAUCUUCGAUCUCCGGUAACAUAUUCGCAUCCCAGCACGCUCGGCAUCCUUAUUCGUCGCUGGUAUAUCCUUCCGCGGCGGCCGCCGCCGCCUUCCAAGGCUAUUAUCAGGGUGGAAUACCAUUUACUGAUCCAAAUGCUCAAGCGGCUAUAUCAUCCCUGUAUCCGCAUACUGUUUAUCCAAUGCCAGUACUGUAUCCUAAUCAAUCAAAAGUGCCAGAUAAUCCGUUGCAGCAGGGUCUUUUCCAACCGACGCUUUCCUCGCAAUUGCCCGAUCUCAUGCCGGCAGCAGCGGCGACGAAUCCGUCAUUGCAGAUACCGCUGCAACAGAAAAUCGAGACACCGCGGACGAAACCUGAGACGAUGAUGACAACAACAACCGCGACGAUCAUCAAAGACGCACCAGUAAACAAGGCGCCGCCCGUAAACGUGGUUAUCACGACAUCCGAUACAUUACCGACCACAGUGCCGUCUAUUCAACCGACCUUGAGCGUCACCAUACCACCGCAGUAUCGACUGGGAGGAGGAGCGGUUGUGACUUUCUCUACACCUAUAACGACAGCGACAAUAGCUACAGCAUCAACGACAAUGACGACGAAAUCGUCAUCGUCAUCGAACGCACCACAUUGUUACCAGAUUGCCAUGCCUUCGCAGGCCACUAUACCGACCACUGUCAAUUUACCGCCGACUACUAUCUACGUAACACCGGCUAACAUCAACGUAUCACCAAUCUACGCCAAUUUUACAACGCCCAAUACGCCGUCUACGAUCACGAUCACCCAUACAGCUCCCAGCAAUACUCUGUUAAAUGCUCAGAAUAAUGCUACUAAUAUUAAGACACUUGAUAAAGCAGAUAAUAUCGUCAAGCCUAUCUACGAACCGAUUGAAUCGCCAAACACCUCCACGGAAAUAUGCGAACAGGAGCAUGAUCCGAUACCAGAUUUCGUGCCGGUCAUACCUUUGCCCGCAAAGGUGAAAGUUACCACUGGUGAAGAAGACGAGGAUACUCUGUAUUGCAACCGAGGUAAGCUGUUCCGUUUUGUCGAUAAAGAAUGGAAGGAGCGCGGCGUCGGUUAUGUGAAACUGCUACGUAACAUGGAGGGUAAGGUACGCUUGCUGAUGCGUCGCGAUCAAACGCUAAAGAUCUGUGCGAAUCACAUGCUGAGACCAGAUAUGGAAUUGACCCCCAUGGCAAACAACAACAAGGCUUUAUUUUGGGUCGCUAACGACUUUGCCGACGAGGAAGUGAAACUGGAAAAAUUUUGCAUUAGGUUCAAGACCACUGAGGAUGCGAUGGCGUUCAAGGAGGCCUUUGAUCAGGCAAGACUCAGUCUAAUCGAAACAUCUUCGGAAAAGACCGUUGAUAAAACUUCCACUCCUUCCAGUGAUACGUCCAAGAUUCAGAAAGCACAGCCGACGCAACAAGCCAAGAUAAGUUCGACAACAGAAGCAGCUUUAUCGGACAAAUCGAAACUGGGCACGACGACGCUAGGAGGAUUUUCUUUCAGUUCAAAACCUAUCAUCCAAGAGGUUAAAGAUGUCGAGGCGAAUGAUUCUAAGAAAACCGAAGAAACGCCAAAAGUCAGUCCAUUCAGCGGAUUUACGUUCAAAUCGCAGGGUAAAUUUGAAGCUGCGAAAACUACAACGACCACCGCAACGAGUGGCUCCACGCAAUCGGCAAAAUUUCUUUUCUCCUCGACUGCGAUUUCGCAGCCGUCUGAUUUAAGUGUAACGCCGAAUAUAUCACCGAUAUUUACCUCAUCUGCGACAUCCGCUCAAAAUUCCACAGGAUUGAGAAGACCUCGUUUGCCGCCACCCGGUGCUAUAAAACCGGGAUUCAAUGAGGAAACACAGCCGCAGUCUGAAAGCGAAUGGAAGUUAUUCAAUGGAACAGCAAAUCUUCAAUGUCAAUACAGCAGCAACACCAACGCUAAGUGGAAAAAUAAAGGUACAGGACUGAUAAUGCUAUUAUUGGACACGAAAUCCGGUAAGAUUCGCUUGCUACUGACGGACGAUAAAAGCUCCAUGGCUUAUGGUCACGGAAUACCUCUGGACAUGGCGUUUACGUAUAAGAGCGGCGCUACAGUUGUCAAUUGGACCGUUCCGGGAGACGCCAAGGAACCCGGUAAAACUUGGUCAUUACAUGCCGCGACCUUCAAUACUUCGGAAUUAGCUUCACAGUUCUACAAUGUCGUAUCGAGCUGCCAGCAGAAACUAGCCAAGGGCUGCAGCCCAAGUGAAGUCGCAAAAGAGCUUGGAAAGAACGCGUCAUCAAGCGAUAACAAGGGUCAAAACGCACAGGCGAAAUCUCAACCCCCACCGUUGUCGGAACUAUUCAAGCCACCAAUCGGUUCCUGGGAAUGCAGCGGCUGUUACACUAGGAACAACGCUACAGAUGUGAAAUGCGUGGCUUGCGAGGCUCUGUCGCCGUCUUUGACGGUGAGUCAUCAGAGCAGCUCCGUCGUCGCUAACAACAAACCUAUCGAUUCCGAUAAACCGCCGUUGUCGGAGUUGUUCAAGUCGCCCGCCGGUUCCUGGUCUUGUCCGGGCUGCUAUGUUGUCAAUUCCAGCACAAACAUCUAUUGCGUCGCCUGUGACAAGCCUAAGGAUCCGUCACAACCGCCCAAACCACAGCAGACUAACUUCUUCCAACUGUCCUCUUCCAUCGCAUCGCCGACGAUGACCACGUUUUCUUUCGGCAUUCCUAAGGACACCACCAAGGAAACUGCCAGUACAGGUUUUAGUUUCCGGAUGCCGAACACAGAGGAUAAAAGCGCUGAUAGUGCGAAAACAGCUUCAUCUAAAUCCGAAAAGACUACCAACUUCGUAUUUGGUAUCCCGGUGAAAACUACCGCUAACUCGGGCGACUCACCGUUUACUUUUGGUUCUCCCACCAAGUCGUUCGGUUUUAAUUUUGCAGCCAAGUCACCGGCUAAAUCACCUGGCGGUGGCGGCGGCGAGACCAGCGAAGAUGAAGUGGUGGAAAGUGAAGACGUUCACUUCUCACCAGUUAUACCAUUGCCGGACAAGAUCGAGGUGAAGACUGGCGAAGAGAAUGAGGAAGUGCUCUAUAAUCAUCGGACGAAGCUGUUUAGAUUCGACACCGCGUUGAAGGAGUGGAAAGAACGUGGAUUGGGUGAUAUCAAGUUGCUGCGCCACAGGGAGACUGACAAGUUGCGGUUGCUCAUGCGACGAGAGCACGUGUUGAAGCUGUGUUUAAAUCAUCUUUUGUCCGAUGAGAUAGAGUUCACACGGAAGGACGAAAAAACAUGGAUGUGGGCCGCGGCGGAUUAUAGCGACGGCGAAAUCGAGCAUAUGAAGUUGGCCUGCCGCUUCAAGACAUCCGAGAUCGCGACGGAUUUCAAGAAAGCAAUUGAUGACGCCAGAGAGAAUGUUAUUAGUAACGAGACAAUGAACAAAUCUGCAACAACAAAAACACCGAUACAGACGAACUGUUCACCGGUCGAGGAAGUCGAAAUCAUCUACGAGACGAAAGUCACUUCGGAAGAGAAGGCGGCUGCCUUAAAAUUGCAGUUACCGGAGAACUUCUACGCUUAUAAACGAAAGGAAGAUUGUCCCGGUUGCAUAGGCUGUAGAAAACCGAGCAUAGUAUUAUACCCGGAUAUCGCUGCACAAGACUCAACGAAAUGGAAGCCCAUACCGGAAGAGAAAGCGAUAAAUUUAUCGAAAUUCGCUUUGAACGUGAAUACGUCGAACGAUCCUAAAAAUAUUGAUACUACUCAGAACGUAACGCAGCCUACGUCUGUGAAAAAUGGAUUCUCUUUCACGACGCUUACUCCAACGACGUUCGUGUCAUCUUCGGCCACAUCGAGCAUUUUCGACAGUUCCACGAUGAGCUUUGGCAUUGGCGAUUUGAAGUCAUUCAACGAUAAGAAAACUACAACUUUCUCGUUUGGCAUGAACCCGCAGUUCAACAGCAACGAAACGACGACGAAUACCUCGCUUGAGAAUAUCAAGAUCUGUAGUCCUUCUAAUGCUGAAACCGCGCAAACAACUACUUCUAAUACAGUUAACACAACUGUACAAUCGAUAUUUAGCCAACCGACAUCGACCGCGUCCAUAUUUAAAACGUCUACUUUCUCCUUUGAUGCUGGCAAGAAUAUUUUCGGCGGCACCUCCAUGACCACGAACGCGACUUUGCCGAAAACAUCUAUGUUUGGAGGGAACAACGAUGGCAACUCCUUCAACACCAUGAAGACAACUUCUACUGCCACCAUUACGACAAAUUCUAUUUCGAAAACACUCUCGUCGACCAUAACUACUACCAUGGGAACUAGUUCUUCGUUUUCGUUUGGCUUGGCAGUCGCGCAACCAACUUCCAAGGCCAACGACACUAUCGUCGCCACGUCAACAGUUAUAUCUAAUCAGUCAAAUAACUCAAUGUUUAACACUAGCGUUACGCCCUUUUCCAAAAUGACAUUCGGUGCUUCGCCAUUCGAUAAUUCUACGACGACGACAAACAUUUUCAGUACUAUACCGGCAACGACGACGAUAAGCAUCUUCAGUACGGCACCGGCAAUGACAACGACAAACAUCUUCAGUACGGCGCCGCCAACGACGCUGACAAACAUCUUCAGUACGACAUCGACAACGACGAACAUCUUUGGCGCGACAACCAUAACGACGACGUCGAACGUUUUCGGAGCGAAAUCGCCAGACAAUGUCCAGAAGAAUGAGGACAACCCCAAUUUUUUUUCGACGAACGACGUAUCGUUCACGGCACUCGCUUCGGUGGCGGUGCAACCAGAAGCCUUCAAAGUUGAUCCCAACUUUACAUUUGCCGGUGCGGGAUCAACAGUGUUUGGUUCGAAAUCUGUCGCAUCAUCAUCACUGAAUAGUUCGGUAACUAUUCAGAACAAAUCGCAUGAAGAUUCCGUACAAAAGGAGGAUAAUGAAGAGGACGAUGGUGAAGUGGAUAAUGAACAGGAGCACGAUCCUCAGUUUGAACCCAUUAUACCUUUACCAGAUGCCAUUGAAGUUCGAACCGGAGAAGAAGAUGAAGAGAAAGUGUUCGGCCAUAGAGCUAAGUUAUACAGAUACGAUAACGCUACGAAGGAGUGGAAGGAGCGCGGUGUCGGUGAGAUGAAGAUUCUGUAUCACGCGGGUCACGGCAGCUAUCGCUUAUUGCUACGCCGCGAGCAAGUUCAUAAGAUCGUUUGCAACUUCCUUCUCACCCCCGAUGUAGAGUUCCGUCCACUCUCCACAUCGGACCAGGCUUGGAUGUGGGCCGGCAUUAAUUAUAUUGAGCAGGAAGCCUGUGCCGAGCAAUUAGCGAUUAAAUUUAAAUCAUCCGAUGUGGCCCGUCAGUUUAAGGCGCACAUCGAUAAGAUUCAACAAGAAUUGCGGGAAAAGAAAAAUAUUCAAGAUGAGAGAUGCGUCGGCGGAGUGGAGGAGAGCGAAGAACGUGAUCAAAGUAACGACGUGAAUGAGGAGGAAGAUGAAGAGGAAGAUGACGAAAAUGAAGAGGAAGACGAUGAAGAUGAUCAGGAAAUGAUUCCCAUUAUUGAGAAACGUGCCACUGUAUUCGCGAGAUGGCCGAACGAAACUGAAUGGGAAACCGUAGGCUUGGGAAAUCUGGCGAUCCAUUACGAUUCCGAGAUCUACGCGGAAAGAAUCGCGCUGAAGCUCGACGACUCGGAGGAAUAUGCCAGUAACACUAUCAUCAGCAUGGAUUCAGUGAUGCAGGUGGAAGGUAAAGAAUGUAUUUGGAGUGGGAUCGAUUUCGCUUUAGAGCCUCCAGUGAGAAGAGUUCUGAAAGCAAUCUUUUCAUCGGCGCAAGCAGCGCAAGAGAUGCAUACGUUUUUCGAAGAUGGAGUGGAUAGCGCGAAACAAGUCGGUGUUGUCGAGUAUCAAGAAGAAGACUUAGGAUCUUGAGCUAAUAUAAGUAGUUGAUAAUUGACACGCUGUUAUUAUACAUACUUCACACUAUCUUCCUAUUAUAGUAUAAAAGUAAACGUACUGUUUCUUCGUCGUUCCUCUUAAGUUAUAACAAUAAGUAAGGAAAAACACACAUGUGCUAGAGUUUUACAUGUAGCUUCUUCUUUUUCUUUUUUUUCUUUUUAGAAUCAAGACAUGGUUUGACAAGUACAAUAAUUAUCUGUAUAUGAAUGUGAAGAAGUACAAGUUCCCGUAGUAAUAAUUUAUGUGUGCUAUGAAAAAAAAUUUUAUUUAUAAUAUAGAAAAUAGAAAAGAUUAAACAUCACAUUUAAUUUGUUUAUUUUUUGUAUUAAUCUAUGAGUCAUCUUUUUUUGUGCUGUUUUUUUUUUUUUUAAUGAAAUGUGCCAAAACCUAACACUUUCGUAAUGAAAACAUUUAAUUAUAUUGAACUAUUAAAACUGUGUCAGUAACUAUAUCAAAAUAUAUAUUUUUAAAUAAUCUCUGAAAAUUGUAUUGGCUACAAAUACAUAUUGAAUGCUCACAGUAAGAUAAUAGCACACUGAUUAUUUUUUACUAAUUGAUUAUAAUGAUCACGUUAAGUCGCAAAAAUCUCAAUGUUUAUAUUUGAUUAGAUUACAAAAUCAUUGCAUCACUAAAAUUAAUGAUUAUUGUAAAUAUUAAGAUCUUAUGGUUAUAUCUAGUAAUAAGAUGUAAUAUCUUUUUUGGACUGAAAUAGAAAUUAUCGAAUAAAGGACAUUACUAAUAUAGUUAAUAAUAUAUAACACAUG